UAACUGUAAAUACAAACAGAAAUGCAGACAUUUGGUAUAACACACAGGUGAACAGCGUACUUUCAUUGUAUUUUAUCCACAUUUAGGUCAGUAUAAACUAACAUGCCGAUACCCGAAGCGCUUGCUACUUUGGGUGACAACCAGUUUUUUGGGGCAGGAUUUGGUUUAUUUAUGAUUGGUGCAGCGGCUUCAGUGAUUCGAAAAGGUUCAGCAGUUGCAGUGCAACUUCUACGUCGAAGAUUAAUGACGACUUUAGAAAUACCUGUGUCGGACCAUAGUUAUCAUUGGGUGCUGGAAUGGAUUGCUCAAAGACCGGAUAUGAGCUGUCAUUUCAGCGUCAAAACAGCUUUUCAAAAGCUUCAUAGCGGGAAGAUUUCAACUGGGUUUGCGUUUGUGCCAAGCCCUGGAGCGCAUUAUAUGUGGCUCGGCAAACUUCCCGUUAAAAUUGAAAGGAUAAGGGAAAAGCAGAUGGUAUCAGCAAACCAACAUAUACCAUAUGAGACUGUAACCCUUACCACCCUCGGUCGUAACAAAGAAGUAUUUGAGCAACUUCUUCUUGAAGCUCGUAGUUUUGCUCUGCAGAUGCAGAAAAACAUGACACUUAUAUUCAAACCAAUGGGAACGGAAUGGAGACAGUUUGGAGAGCCGCAAAGAAGCAGACCUCUUCAGUCUGUUAUGCUGGCCAGGGGACAAAGUGAGAGAAUAUGGGAAGAUGUUAACCAGUUCCUGCAGUCACAGCAGUGGUACAUUGAUCGUGGCAUACCUCACAGAAGAGGAUACCUUUUGCAUGGUCCUCCUGGAUGCGGGAAGACCAGUUUCAUUACAGCCUUGGCUGGUGAGCUUGAGUGCAGCAUCUGUGUCUUGAACAUUGGAGACUGGACCCUCUCUGAUGAUCGUCUUCUACAUUUCAUGGUCAGUGCUCCUCCACAAAGCAUCAUCCUCCUGGAAGAUGUUGAUGCAGCUUUCCUAGAUCGGAGCACAGAGCCACAGGACCCAAGGAGGCAAGGAAUGAACAUGGUGUCUCUGAGCGGGAUUCUCAAUGCCCUGGAUGGGGUUGUCUCCUCAGAAGGCAGGAUUGUGUUCAUGACCACUAAUUAUAUUGAAAGGCUUGAUGCAGCUUUGUUAAGACCUGGAAGGGUGGAUGUGAAGGAACACGUUACCUACGCUGAUACAGAACAGAUGUGUAGAGCUUUCAUGCACUUCUUUCCAUUAGAGAAUCUAAAAUACUCAGACAAUUUUUCAAAAAAUGUCCUAAAAUUAAAAGAAAAUGUUUCAAUGGCGCAGGUUCAAGCCUUUUUUAUGCUGCACCGGACAGACCCAAAAUACGCUUCAGAAAAUGUUUCUGAAAUGAGCAAAUGUUAGGCAAAAUAUGUGCUUUCUAAAAUAUUGUCUUAAAUUUAAAAUGCCACCAUUUAUGUUCCCAAUUGUUUACAG
This is a messenger RNA of Ciona intestinalis (vase tunicate), 1434 nucleotides long. RefSeq names its product mitochondrial chaperone BCS1. Lineage: Eukaryota; Metazoa; Chordata; Ascidiacea; Phlebobranchia; Cionidae. Gene Ontology annotation, molecular function: ATP hydrolysis activity; ATP binding. The record is from RefSeq and is a predicted model, not a curated record.